Messenger RNA from Helianthus annuus (common sunflower), 2831 nucleotides. Its product is annotated as coiled-coil domain-containing protein 18. Bases 221 to 2650 code for a protein of 809 amino acids. The transcript is spliced from 5 exons. NCBI's taxonomy places the organism in Eukaryota, Viridiplantae, Streptophyta, Magnoliopsida, Asterales, Asteraceae. The record is from RefSeq and is a predicted model, not a curated record.
AUUUUUAACAAAACCACCCCCUCAACUUCUUUUCUCUUCAACUCCAGUCCCUGAUACGACCGCAAAAACGCACUCAUUCCCUUUUCUCAUUCACUUCCAUCUUCUUGUCUCCUUCUCUCUCAUCACUUUCUCUCUCUACAACUCUCACCGCCGGCCACUUCCACCCACCUCCUCGAUAGUUCCGUGAUUAGUUUUCGAGUGAGAAUUUACGAGGGUCAAAAUGAUGAAGAAACUCUUCUUUUUCAAGGGAUCCACAUCUAGCAACGGAUCAUCUCCAUUAAAAGAGAACUCAUCAGGGGAAGGACUUCAAGGGGCGCGUAAAUCCAGAUCCAAAAAGGCCGCAUAUGAAGAUCAUGAUCAAAAUCCAUCCAGCCCGUUUCUUAGAAGGUGCCGAUCGUAUUCUUCUGGUGCUUUUCCUGAUUCAGCACUGUUAAGAGCUCAAACCGACUCUCCUUCUAGCAGCAGUAGUAAUAUCUCACAAAAGCAAUCUGCUUCUCGUUCUUCACGUCGAGCUCUUACCCCUGAGAGGCCUUCAAGGUCAAAAUGGUUUCAAGAUGCUGCAGUAGAUGCUGUGGAGAGAUUAGAGGAACUAACUCUUACCGGAGUUGAUAAUCAUUCAUCGGAAACCUCAUCUUAUUGCUCAAACAAAGUUUUAGAUCGAUACAUUGAUGGUGAACAACACCAAGAACGAACUUCACGACAGAUCAUUACCAACGCAAGAGGUCAUGUUUGUCAACCAAAUGGUGGCGGAAAAAAACCGCCACGGUUCCAAUACGCAGCACCAGCAUCGCCUACCAAUGCUGGUUUGACUCAAAAACCUAGGUCGCAUUCGUUUAGAGACCCGAAUCGAGAAUCUAAACUCUCUACGUCUACAAGAGACUGGGUUGAGAACGUAGUUGCGCACGGAUCCCCAAGAAAACGAGCAAAACAGGUUGUUGAAAGACUUUCUCAGACUCGUGCUUUCCCAAGGGUUGACUCGAAAGAGUUUGACCAUGAUAUUCCUAUCACACUUGAAGAUAUAUACUCUGGGUCCCAAAACUGUGUACCUCAAGACAGAACCGACAGAACCGUUAAAGAAAGCUCAAGUUUUGAUGAAAUAAACUGCGGGCUUGAUGAGGUUUCCACUAGGGUUUUGGACUAUGAAGAAUCGGAAGAUGCUGAUGACGUUACGUUACUGAAAGCGGAACUGAAUUUCCGUACACGAAAGCUGGAAAAAGAGAAAAACGAGUUGCAGUUGACUUUGGAGAAAGAGUUAGACAGGAGGUCAACGGAGUGGUCAAUGAAGCUCGAGAAAUAUAAAAUGGAAGAACAUAGGCUCCGGGAACGAGUACGUGAACUUGCGGAACAAAACGUGUCUCUUCAAAGGGAAGUCUCAAUGCUUGGAGAAAAAGAAUUGGAUAAUCAAAGCAAAGUCACGCAUUCGGGUCAACAAGUCAAAGAUUUGACCGUAAAGAUGGAGGAAGCGACCAAAGAGAAACAAAAACUUCAUCAAAAUUAUUCAGAACUAAAAGAAAAAUGCAGAGCAGCUGAAGAAGAUCGAGAUCUUUUCAAAAGAAACUUUGAAGAAAAGGAUAAAGAGUGCAAAGAAUUGCAUAAAGCCGUCACGAGACUUGUUAGAACUUCCGGUGAGCAGGAUAAAACCAUUGAAGGGUUGCGUGAAGGUCUUGAGAAAGAAGUAAAACACUUUGACCAAAACCAACAGUCAAAGUUGCAAAUUGAGCAAUUGAGGUUAACCGGGGUCGAACAAAGUUUAAGAAAAGAAGCGGAAUCGUAUAGGAUUGAAGCUGAAUCCCUUAGACACGAGAAUAUAAACCUUUUACACCGUUUAAAAGGAAGUUCGGAAGAUGGUUGCUUUUCAACAUUUAAGCUUGAUCAAGAAUUGUGGAGUCGUGUUCGGUGCUUGCAAAACGAAGGCAUGUGCUUGAUUAAUGAUAGUGUCCAGUUAUGCUUAAAAUUAAUUGAAAAUGUUAAAGAACGAGGAUUACAUAACGGCUUAGAUAGCCAAUUUAUCAUGGAGUCGGAUAUGAAAGUCCAAGGGUUUAGAAGGGGAGCCGAAUGUCUAACAAGAAGUUUGCAAAAUGUAUCUGAUGCGCUGCAAGAGAAGUCAACUCCGGAUAAGGAAUGUUCUGAGGUUAUGAUAUCUGAUUUGAAAGCAGAAGCCUUGAUGACAAGUUUAUUGCGGGAGAAACUGUAUUCAAAAGAAGUGGAUGUAGAACGACUCGAGGCUGAGCUGGCAACCGCUGUUAGAGGAAACAAUGUUUUGAGAUGUGAAGUGCAAAACGCUAUGGAUAGUCUUUCUUGUAUUACACACAAGAUGAAAGACCUUGAACUCCAGGUGAUCAAGAAAGAUGAAAACAUUUAUCAUCUGCAAGUGAAUCUGCAAGAUUGCAAAAAAGAAUUAGCAGUUGUUAACGGGAUCCUACCGAAAGUAUCGGAAGAACGAGACAUGUUGUGGGACAAUGUUAAGCAAUAUAGUGAGAAUAACAUGCUGUUGAAUUCUGAAAUUGGCAUGUUGAAGAAGAAGAUAGAAGCUCUAGAUGAAGAUGUGUUGAUGAAAGAAGGCCAGAUCACCAUCUUGAAAGAUGCACUCGGUAAACCAUUUGAUCUUCUCUCUAGCCCGACUCCUAGUGAAGGAUUUUUGUUGCGAUAACUGAUCGGUUUGUUCAUACUAUGAUUUGUGUGACUUCUUUUUUUCUUCUUUGGGAUAAAGAGUUUUGGAUGAUUUUUAUUUUCUUUUGUACGUAAGUGAUAGUGUGGUACAGGGUGAUACUUUGUGAACAACUCUUUAUAUAUACUUUGAAGCUUAAUGUUGGAUUGAAACUUGAUUCAUA